AUGGACCAGAGGACCGGCUACCUCGUCUUUCUCCUCUUCGUUCCUACAAUAUGGGUGCUCUCCCUAUGGAUGAUCAUUUCCAAGCCAGCCAUUAUCUUCCAUAUUUCACAGUCAUUUUUCAACUUCCUCGCCAUGGCUUGCUUCGCUAGCGUAGCUGCUUUUCAGGCGAAAUGGCACGUCGGACCAUCUGGCCUAUCGGGCUUCGCCAUCGUUCUGUCGGUUCUCGGGAUCAUUCUACCCCUCUUCAUGAUGUUCGUUCCCGUCGUGUACGAGAAAUAUGAUCGAUUCGCGCGUCUUGCGCGUGCCCUCAAAGAGCCACGCGUCGGUUUCAUCCUUACAGGUGCCGGGUCCACCUUCAGCUUGCUCAUAGCAUUCAUAACCACGAUAUCAGCUUGGACCGAACCUGGAUGCAAGGACGCCAAUAAUGAUCCCCACGCAAGCCUCGGCGAUGACUUCAAGAAUGCCCUUCCGGGUUGGUGUGAUACGAAGAAAGCAGGAGCUGUCUUUUUCUGGCUUGCAGUCGCGUUCUGGAUUGCCUCCGUUGUUCUCCUUGUCAUAGAUUGGCGCCGAGGUAACCUCCGACCGGCUGCUCGUCCACGUGACCCUCCUUUCACUCAGCCCGACCUCGAGGAGGGCUCAGAGCCAGAGGAAGAGCCUGAGGAGACAGGAGCGUAUCAGCCUGUCACUGCGCCAGCUCCUUCAUCACGAUACGACAACUCGAACACAAUGAGCUCGCCGUUUGCUGAUUCAAAUCGCUACUCCGGUGCUGCAGGCUCUGGUUAUGCAACCCCGCCAUCUGCCCCGCGACAAAGUAUCGAUGCAUAUGGCGCGUUCUCCGAUCCCGCCCCAUCUGGAUUUGGUGGUGUCUCGCAUAACUAUGCACCGGCUGCUGCCGACUCUGCAGAACCCCCGCAAGUCAGUCGGACGAUGCAAUAUGCUGACCCAUAUGCGGCAGUCCGUGCGUCCCUAGGAGCACAACAAGGGCCCCCAAGCUAUUCGGGAUACUAG
Coniophora puteana RWD-64-598 SS2 is the source of this 1008-nucleotide messenger RNA. RefSeq lists its product as uncharacterized. The transcript has 5 exons. NCBI's taxonomy places the organism in Eukaryota, Fungi, Basidiomycota, Agaricomycetes, Boletales, Coniophoraceae. The record is from RefSeq and is a predicted model, not a curated record. The coding region runs from base 1 to 1008 and encodes 335 amino acids. Gene Ontology annotation, cellular component: membrane.